CGUUCUCCGCGAGGAAAAAUAUCAAAAUAUCCACAUGAAGCUCCUUUUUGCCUCGCUCCCUCUGCUUCUCCUGGCCCCACAGCUCAUCCAUGGUCAAGAUGAUGGUUCUCAACCUCAGUGUGCCAACUGGACAAAGCCCAUCUAUUUUUACAAUGACCCUGCCCUGCAGUCGGCAGACUAUGACUACCUCUUUGCCGUGAUAACAACGAUUGAAGCUGACUGCUUUGAUGCUGAUGGUGUUCCCACUCCUUGCUCCCUUGAAAUAGCUUCAGAUCUCCCAGAAGCACCAGCCUACGAAACAGAGUGCUACAAAGGUGGAGGUAGAAUCUGGACAUACACCUACCAUCCACUCUGUGGUGAUGGUGCUAGUUCAUCGGAUUACUCUGUCAAGCCAGUGCUGAUCUGUGCCAGUGCUAGCUGUUCCAGUAGUGGUGUAUCCAAUCUAAUUCCCCAGCAAGAGCUGAGAGAGCUAAAGAACUACUCAUGUGGUUCUGGAGUAAACGAUCUUGAAAUGAAGGAUUAUCCCAGCUCUGAAAGUGCUUCCCAACCUGAAUGUUACAAUUGGACCCAGGCUCAGCUGUUCGAUUGGAAUCCAGAUUUGAAGCCGGCCGAAGAUGCCUACCUGGAAAUGGUUGCCUUGAAAAUGGGAGCAGAGUGCCUUGAUACUGCUACCAGCCCAGCCACAGCCAAAGCCUGUGAUAUCACCCUGAGUGAAGAUGAUGCAGCCACCAAAAAAUACAAAGAGGAAUGUGAAAAAGUUGGUGGUGUGGUCACCAGUUAUGAAUUGAAACCAAAUUGCAAUCCUGGUACACCCGAGAUGAAGAUUGCACCAAUGAUUGUUUGCUCCAGUGCUAGUUGUACAGAAAAUGGAGUGAUUAACUUGUACCCACGACAAGAGGAGACAUACAAGUAUAUGGAUGAAGCUGGUAUCACCUGUGGCAGUGUUAUUGACAGUUCAAACACUGAGGUUCUCAGCAGCCCAACAGGCAGCAGUGGCACCAACCUCCAAGUCUUUGGAAGCGUUGUGGCUGCCACAUUGUUGGCCAUUUCUGCCUUCUUUGUUUGAAAGGUUUAUUUAGCGUUUGGAACUUAGGUAUGGUGAGUUACGGGCAAUCAAUCGAAAGUGGAAUUGAAUCGCCAGCAACAGGAAGGCCUAUACUUUAAAAAAUUAGUGAUGUUUU
This is a messenger RNA of Seminavis robusta, 1181 nucleotides long. Lineage: Eukaryota; Bacillariophyta; Bacillariophyceae; Naviculales; Naviculaceae. The record is from the annotation of a GenBank genome assembly.